Messenger RNA from Colletotrichum truncatum, 1395 nucleotides. RefSeq names its product squalene synthetase. Gene Ontology annotation, cellular component: endoplasmic reticulum membrane. Gene Ontology annotation, molecular function: squalene synthase [NAD(P)H] activity. NCBI's taxonomy places the organism in Eukaryota, Fungi, Ascomycota, Sordariomycetes, Glomerellales, Glomerellaceae. The record is from RefSeq and is a predicted model, not a curated record. Gene Ontology annotation, biological process: ergosterol biosynthetic process; farnesyl diphosphate metabolic process.
AUGGGCGCCCUCUACUACGUCCUUCAUCCCAACCAGCUCCGCGCCAUCAUCCAAUGGAAGGUCUGGCACGAACCCGUUCACCGUCGCGACCCCUCCAAGGAAGACCCGACGCUGCAAUCAUGCUUCGAAUUUCUGAACAAGACGAGUCGUUCCUUCUCCGCCGUCAUCCAGGAGCUCACCCCUGAGCUGCUUGUUCCCGUCGCUCUAUUCUACCUCGUCCUGCGCGGCCUCGACACCAUCGAAGAUGACAUGACGAUUGAUAUCAAGAAGAAGGAGCCGCUGCUGCGCAAGUUCGACACGCUCAUGGAGACGGACGGAUGGACCUUCACCGAGAACGGACCCAACGAGAAGGACCGCGAGCUGCUGGUACACUUUGACGACAUCAUUGUCGAGCUGAAGAAGAUCAAGAAGCCCUACUAUGAGAUUAUCAAGGACAUUACCAUCAAGAUGGGUAAUGGCAUGGCCGACUACGCUCUCAACGCCGAGCACAACGAGAACGGUAUCACUUCUGUCAAGGACUACGAGCUGUACUGCCACUACGUUGCCGGCCUUGUCGGUGACGGUCUGACCCGCCUGUUUGUUGAGGGCCAGAUGGCCAACCCCAAGCUUCUGGAGCGCCCCGAGCUCACCGAGUCCAUGGGCCAGUUCCUCCAAAAGACCAACAUUAUCCGUGAUGUUCACGAGGACUACCUUGACAAGCGCCGAUUCUGGCCCAAGGAGAUUUGGAGCAAGCACGUCGACAACUGGGAGGAUCUUUUCAAGCCCGAGUACCAACGCCAGGCGCUCGAGUGCAGUUCCGAGAUGGUUCUCAACGCCCUCAAGCAUGCUGAGGAGUGCAUAUUCUACAUGGCUGGCAUCCGCGACCAGAGUGUGUUCAACUUCGUCGCCAUUCCCCAGAGCAUGGCCAUUGCGACCCUCGAGCUCGUCUUCCGCAACCCUGCCAUCUUCUCCAGCCAUAUCAAGAUCACCAAGGGUGAUGCAUGCCAGCUCAUGAGCGAGUCCACGCAGAACCUGUUGGUUGUCUGCGAUGUGUUUAGAAGAUAUGUCCGCCGGAUACAUAAGAAGAACGACCCACGCGACCCCAACUACGUGCAGAUCAGCGUGCAGUGCGCCAAGAUUGAGCAGUUUAUCGACUCAUUGUUCCCGAGACAGGACCCCAAGAAGCUCGGAGAAACGGCGAAACAAAAACAGCGGGGCGAGCCGGGCAUGGACCCAGGCGAGGCCUUCAUAUUGGGCGGCAUGGUCUUGUUGACCCUCUUUUUUGUCUCUGCUCUUAUGAUUGGAACUGCCUGGUUCUUUGGUGCGCGCUUCGACGCCCUCUGGAAGACGGAAAGCGUCUACUGGCCUGGCAUGGAGCCCAACGCGGCCACGCCGUUGGAGCACAAGGAGCUGUAA